AUGUUUAAGUAUAAGCACUAUGACAACACUAGCGAUUUGCCACAAAAAAGGAAGCCAAAUUGGAAUGCCGAUGAAACCCUUACGUUGACUAAUUUAAUCGAUGAAAAUAAGCGUAUUCUUAGAGGGAAGUUGGGUCCAACACUGACGUCGUACAUGAAGGCUCGUACGUGGCAAAGUAUUGCACAAACGCUGACUGCAAUGGGCGUUGGUCCAGCUAGAACAGCAGCAGAGGUGGAAAAAAAAUGGCACAAUAUUUUUUCCAAAUCGAAAUCGGAAAUAUCCGAUCAUAGGAUAGGUACGACUGGGACAGGUGGUGGUCCUCCUCCAAAGGCACUAAGUGCAAUUGCUGAGGCUGUGUCCAGUGUUGUGGGGGAAAAUAACACUUGCCUGACUGGUAUUGGAGGAGGUGCAGACACUACACUCAUACAGCUAGGUCUUCUAGGAGAGGAACCAUUGGGCAUUCAUGUUAUUGAAGGACCAUCCGACACAGUGUCAUGUUUUGUGACUCCACCACCACCUCCUAUGCCAAGUACAUCCACAUCCACUUCACGCCUAGUCUCGAGGACCUCCAGCACUACUGGGAGUACAGACCUAAAGAGAAAAAUUGAUGAACUUACUGUGAGGAAGUUGGAGCUCGAGGUGGAAUAUUAUGCGCUCAAAAUCAAGAAGGCAAAUGGGGAAGAGUAA
Saccostrea cuccullata (small rock oyster) is the source of this 687-nucleotide messenger RNA. RefSeq lists its product as uncharacterized. The record is from RefSeq and is a predicted model, not a curated record. Bases 1 to 687 code for a protein of 228 amino acids. The transcript has 4 exons. Gene Ontology annotation, cellular component: nucleus. Lineage: Eukaryota; Metazoa; Mollusca; Bivalvia; Ostreida; Ostreidae.